AUGAUUGGAAAAAUAUCAAAAGGCAGCGUAUCCAAAUCAAGAAUCGUGACCACUGUUAAUACAACAGCCUCAUUGACUCCCGCAGAAUCAAAAUGGAAAAUGACUCAAAACUAUGUGGUCAUUUGGGUCGAUAACAAUAUUGAUCUGGAAAAGCAAGAUUAUAAAAGUACAAUGAUGCAACUACACAGCGUAGCAGAUCGCCUGUACACUUUCACAGAACUUGAUGAAUGUGUUGAUUUCCUCACUGAAAUCCAUGGUCAAAAGGUCCUCCCUGUUGUACCGGAUAGUAUAGACCAGAAAACAGUUCCCCUCACCCAUGAUAUUCCACAUGUGGAUAGCGUUUACAUCCUAUGUGGUGGUAAAGCUCUUGACAAAGAUUGGCGCAACGAAUGUGACAAAGUCAAGAGCGUAUAUACGGAAAUCAUGUCUAUUUGUGAAGCACUAAAAGCGGUCAAUAAGCAAUCCGAUCAAAAUAACAUCUCCAUGAGUUUUGUUAAUGUAAAUCAAGAUCCUUCCAGUCAAACUCUCGAUCAACUGGAACCUUCAUUUAUGUACACACAAUUAUUCAAGGAUAUUCUCUUUGAAAUCGACCAUGGGGAACAAGCAUUCCAGGAUUUUAUUCAAAUUUGGCGUAACAAAAAUAUCGGCAAAAUAAAUGAACUGAAUAAAAUUGCUGAAUUCGAACGUGAUUAUCGUCCACAAUCUUCAAUUUGGUGGUAUACUCGUGACUCUUUCAUUUAUAAUACGCUCAAUAGGUCUCUUCGCACACUCGAAGUUGAAGGGAUCAUGAAAAUGGGCUUUUUUGUUCGUGAUCUUCAUUGCCAAAUCACAGAACUAAAGAAAAAACAGGCCAAUCUUCAUCUUAGCAAGUCCUUUCAAGUUUUCCGAGGACAAGGAUUAUCCACAGUCGACUUCAACAAACUGCAGAAUAAUAUAGGUGGACUUUUUUCCUUCAACAGUUUUCUGUCCACAAACACCGAUCGCCCUGUUGCGCUCAUUUUUGCCGAGAGUAACUCAGUAACAUCAGGAAUGGUGGGUAUUCUUUUUCAAAUGACUAUUGAUCCCAGGGUUUCAUCGACUCCUUUUGCAAAUGUUCAAGCAAUGAGCAGCUUCUCAGAAGAAGAUGAAAUCCUCUUCUCUAUGCACACCAUUUUCAGAAUUGAUAAAGUGCAAAAAAUUAAAGAGAAUUCUGAAAUUUAUCAAGUAGAUCUUACGCUUACGUCAGAUGAUGAUAAACAAUUACGUGAACUAACAGAAUUUAUACGAAAAGAAGCUGAAGGUUCGACGGGUUGGCCACGAUUAGGUAACUUACUUCUGGCAAUAGGUCAUUUCCAUAAAGCAGAAGAAUUGUAUACCACACUACUCCAAAAGCUAUCCGAUGACUGUACUAGAGCUAAUAUCUAUAAUAAUCUUGGUUUAGUAAAAGAUAAACUAGGGGAGAGCAAACAAGCAGUCGCAUAUUUUGAAAAAUCUCUCGAAAUUUAUCGAAAAACUCUGACAGAAGAUCAUCUUUUAUUGGCUACUUCCUACACCAACCUUGGCGGAGCUUAUUAUCAUAUGGGUGACUACCCGAAAGCACUUGAGUUUUACGACAAAUCAUUCAAAAUAAAAGAGAAAACUCUACCACCGAGUCAUCUCGAUUUGGCUGCUUCCUACAACAACAUCGGUCUAGUGUAUGACAAGAUGAGUGAUUACUCGAAAGCGCUUCAAUUUUAUGAAAAAGCGGAUGAAAUCAAUCAACAAACACUUCCAUCGAAUCAUCCUAAUUUAGCGGCUGGUUACAACAACAUCGCUGAAGUCUACAGGAGCAUAGGUGAUUAUAGGAAAUCACUUGAAUUUUGCAACAAAGCGCUUAAAACAAAAGAAUUAGCUCUGGCUCCGAAUCAUCCUGAUUUGGCUACCUCCUACAACAAUCUUGGCAUGGUGUACCACAACAUGAAUGAUAACUCGAAAGCACUUGAGUUUUAUGAAAAAGCACUUGAAAUAAAUGAAAAACGUCUGCCUCAAAAUCAUCCCGAUUUGGCUACUUCCUACAACAAUGUUGGUGCUGUGUACAACAGCAUGGGUGACUACUCAAAGGCACGUGAAUUUAACGAAAAAGCACUUAAAAUUAGAGAGGAGGUUCUGGUUCCGAAUCAUCUUGACUUGGCUGCUUCCUACAGCAGUAUUGGUUUGAUGUACGAUAAUAUGGGUGACUAUUCAAAAGCACUUGAAUAUUACGACAAAACUCUUCAAAUCAAGGAGAAAAUAUUGCCUUCAAAGCAUCCAUCAUUGGCUACCUCCUACAACAAUAUCGGUGCGUUGUACGAAAAGAUAGGCGAUUACUCGAAAGCACUUGACUUUGGUGAAAAAGCACUUAAAAUAAGUGAAAAACAUCUGCCUUCAAAUCACCCUAAAUUGGCCACUUCCUACAACAAUAUUGGCUUAGCCUAUGACGGUAUGGGUAACUACUUGAAAGCAAUUGAAUUUUACGAAAGAGCACUCGAAAUAGACGAAAAGACUCUGCCUUCCAAUCAUCCUGAUUUGGCUACUUCCUAUAACACCAUCGGUCAAGUGUAUAACAACAUGGGUGACUAUUCGAAAGCAUUUGUAUUUGUAGAAAAAGCUCUUUCUAUAUUCCAGAAAUCACUUCCACCAACACACCCAUUGAUUAAACAAACAAUAGAUAAUAUAGAAUGUCUGAAAAUGAUGAACACUUGUACGAAGCAAUAG
Messenger RNA from Rotaria socialis, 2712 nucleotides. The record is from the annotation of a GenBank genome assembly. Lineage: Eukaryota; Metazoa; Rotifera; Eurotatoria; Philodinida; Philodinidae.